GUACAAGAUUGAAGGAGAAGCAUGAGAGAAGUAUUUCUCAUUGGAUUCCUUCUCCUCGUUCUCUUUAACACAGCAGUUUUCACAGGGAACUUGUCUAAGUACAAGUAUCAUGCCCCCAAGAGCACCAUCUGGUACAACAAUGCUGUGAACCGCAAAAACUGGGCACUGCAUGGAACUGCCAACCAAUCAACAUUAUUCAACCCCACAAUGGCUCCAGAGAAGGCGGUGGAUGGCAAUAGAACUAAUACUUGGCUUGGUGAUAGUUGUUCUGCAACUCAACGUUCCAGAAACCCAUGGUGGUAUGUGAUACUUCAACAGAAAAUACGUAUUGAAGAAGUGCUCAUUGUCUCCCGUUGCUGUGUUAUAAACAGUAAACUAAGUGACUUUUGGAUUCAUAUUUUGAAUGAGUCCCCACGUGUCUCCCGAAGAUUCAGUUAUGCUGGCUACUGCAGACACGUCAAGGAAACCAUCACAGAUGGUGUUACACGCCUGAUACCCUGUGUACACCCAGUACUAGGACAGAUCGUUAGAAUAUCCAUGGACGGAAUUUACAGAGAGCUCGACCUAUGUGAAGUUGAAGUAUAUGGAACACCAUACAUGCCAGAGAUCAAUUACGAAAAAUAUACUACGAGUUUCUACAACUGGGCUAGAGGAAUGGCUGCAACUCAGUCAUCGGAGUCGAAGAAUCAAUGGAGGAAAUCAGCUUCAAAUGCUGUAGAUGGUGACUACAAAUGCAGGGAUCGCCUUGGUUCUUUCACACACACAAACGAAGAAGACUCGGAGCCAUGGUGGAUGGUGGACCUGCAACAAAUACUUGUCAUCACGCACGUUAAAGUUUACAACAGAAUGGAUUGUUGCAGAAACGAUCUUCGGCGAUUCGAGGUUAGGAUACUGUUUCAACCUGACGACCCCGAGCCAGCUAUGUGUUGGUUUCAAGAGCAAACAGUAAUGAAAGAAUCCACCAUCUUGCCCUGUAUCACUUACGUGAAAGGGCGCUAUGUCCGAAUCAAUUAUUAUGGGCCAUUGGAACUAAGACCCCUUUCGUUGUGCGAGGUAGAAGUGACAGCAUGGAAAGUAGUUACAGACCCUGAAUACCACAAGAGUCGAGACAACCUAGUUAUAAAUAAGAAAACAUAUCAGUCCACCACUGAUGGACAUCGAGAUUCAAGCAAGGCUGUCGACGGCAAUCCGGUUAACAACUGGCUGAGUAACACCUGCUCCAGGACUGCUAUUGACGACAACUACCCAUGGUGGAUGGUGGAUCUUGGCGGCAAGAUGUUCGUCGAAGCUGUGCUUAUAUUCUUUCCACUUGAAGAAGUUGAGACAUUUUCGGAAAACUGGGCAGUCUAUAAGCCUGCCUUGCAGUCAUCAACAUAUUCGGGACUAGCCGAUAAGGCUGUCGAUGGCGGAUAUAUGUGUGCUAAAUAUCGGUAUACACUCUCAGUGACAGAUCCAACGGAUAAAUAUCCAUGGUGGAUGGUGGAUCUUGUGGACACGAUAAUGGUCAAAGAGGUCAAAAUUUUCAACCGCCAGGAUUGUUGCAAGGAUCGUCUAGUAUCCUUCUACAUUGAAGUUCUGCAGUCUAAAAAUGACACCGUGCCAGGAAUAUGUCAUUAUCAAAGAUAUAUUGUAGAUGUUUAUGGAGUGUUCCCGUGUAACCGGUACCUCAGAGGACGAUACGUCCGAAUCAGGAAAGAAGGUCCUGCCUCUGAGAAUCUUGGACUGUGUGAAGUUGAAGUGAAGGGCUAUAAACUAGUGGACCAGGGUGUCUACUUGUGA
Molecule: messenger RNA, 1779 nt
Organism: Gigantopelta aegis
Lineage: Eukaryota; Metazoa; Mollusca; Gastropoda; Neomphalida; Peltospiridae
Exons: 9
Coding region: 22-1779 (585 amino acids)
Source: RefSeq, a predicted model, not a curated record